AUGGACAAGGAUGAAAUAGGGAAGAUAUUAAAUCUUACGCUGGAGAUCAUUUGCCUGCUGACUGGAGAGGAUUGCACAGUAGUUAAGAGGACAUAUGAUGAUGGACAGAGCCCUGUCUUGGUGUUUUCACCUCCCUCCUUGAUAUCCAAAAUUAAAACCAAGCAGAAGAUUCUAGAAGUCAUCGUCAGGAUUACUGAGCUGCUGACAGGAGAGACUGAAGCUAUGUCUGAAAUGAAGAAUGAAGGUCAAGAAGAGGAAGACGACACAUUUUUGAGGGAUCCCGAGCAUGUAAUGGAGAACACUGAAAUGAAGGUGACCAUUAAGGAGGAAGAGGUUAUUGCAGAGAUCAGCACAGCAGAGAAACGCUAUGUCAGGAAAACCUCUAAGGGUUGCCCUACCUCAUCUCCUACCUGUGAUGAUGAAGAUGAUGUCACCACCCAAGAAUAUUCAGGAAAAAACAACUUUAUCUCAAAUGCAGGACUUCACAGCAUAGAUAGGUCACCGGAUCUCCCUAACCCCAAGAAGUCAUCUUCAGAUAGGUCUCAUACUGUUAGCCCAAAUCCAGGACUUUAUGGUACAGGCAGGCCACCUGAUCCUUCUAAUCCUGAGGGAUCUUCUCCGGAUAGACCAUAUACUAAUAAUCCAGAUACAUAUGCAGGACUUCCUAGUUCAGCUACAUCUCCCAACCCCUCUAAUCCUGAGAAACCACCUGUCUCCAAACCAGAGAGGGAUGAGCCUGGUACUCAUUUUACGUGGGAACCAAGCCUUGCUGAAGACCAGAAGAUGGACACAAACAUCAGUUCAUUUAUCUGUUCGGACUGCGGGAAAAGCUUUGCUUUGCAAAAAGCCUUUCCCCUGCCCCUGUGUGGGAGAUGUUUCACCACCAAGACCAACUUGGCCUCCCACCAGAUCAUCCACACGGACAGAAAGCCUUUCCCGUGUAAGGAGUGUGGAAAGUGUUUCUCCAGACAUUCUUCCCUUUUGAUGCAUCAACAGACUCACAGUGGCAACAAGGAUUUUACCUGCAACGAGUGUGGGAAGAGCUUCGCCUUCAAGAAUUAUUUACGAAUCCAUGAGAAGAUCCACACCGGCGAAAAGCCAUUUUCCUGCUCGGAGUGCGGGAAGUGUUUUGUCCAGCGGUGGGCUUUAGUCAUCCACGAACGCCUUCACCGAGGCGAAAAGCCCUACUCCUGUGCGGAGUGUGGGAGGUGCUUUGUUGAUAAAGGACAGUUGGCUAUUCAUCAGCGCAUUCACACGGGCGAGAGGCCGUACGCCUGUUCCGAGUGCUACAAAAGUUUUGUCCAGAAGUCGGCCUUGCGGAGGCACCAGAGGACGCACACGGGUGAGAGGCCAUUCUCCUGCAACCAAUGCGGGAAAUGUUUUGCACAGAAAGCCCAACUGGUCACCCAUCAGAAAGUUCACACCACCAUGAAGUCACUGUCCUCCUAGUGCAGGUAAUUUCCUGUUCCUCAGGAAGACCACGUUUUUUCGAUCAGGUGGAAAUAAUUCCGAAUGUGUUUCCGAUUUUGUACAGAUGAUAUACAUGUAAUAAAAAAAUGUUGACACAG
Messenger RNA from Rana temporaria (common frog), 1568 nucleotides. Its product is annotated as oocyte zinc finger protein XlCOF8.4-like. Gene Ontology annotation, biological process: regulation of transcription by RNA polymerase II. The record is from RefSeq and is a predicted model, not a curated record. Bases 1 to 1449 code for a protein of 482 amino acids. Lineage: Eukaryota; Metazoa; Chordata; Amphibia; Anura; Ranidae. The transcript is spliced from 5 exons. Gene Ontology annotation, molecular function: RNA polymerase II cis-regulatory region sequence-specific DNA binding; DNA-binding transcription factor activity, RNA polymerase II-specific.